AUGGACCAAUUUCAAGAUUUGCACCUCGCCGACAACGAACGACUUCGUCACCUCGUAGAUGACCCUUUCGCUGACCACCCAGCACUUGACAAGCUCUCUCCUCCUCUUACGUCGGGUGAUCGUGUCAAGUUUCUCAUUGUUGGUGCCGGUAUGGGAGGUAUACUCAAUGCCAUCAGAUUGGUCCAAGCUGGUUUCUCUGCCGAUCAGAUUCGGAUCAUCGAGGUCGCUGGUGGCAUCGGAGGAACUUGGUAUUGGAACAGGUAUCCCGGACUUCAUUGCGACGUGGAGGCCUACAUAUACUUGCCGAUGCUUGAAGAGAUGGGAUAUGUGCCUCCACAAAAGUACGAGUCGGCUAUUGGGAUCCGGAGUUACCUAAUCUCCAUGGUCAAGAAAUACGGACUUGAAGACAAGAUCAUGUUCCGCACACAGUUGGAUGGUUUGCAAUGGGACGACAGCAUCCAAGCGUGGAAAGCAGAUAUGAGGACUGGGAGAGGGGAAAAUGGACAGGAGGAAAGCAUCCUUCGGGUGAAUGCCGAGUUUGUGUUUCUUACAGUUGGCCUUUUCCCUCUCCCUCAAGUGCCAAAGGUCCCCGGACUUGCCGGUUUCGAGGGACCGAUGUUUCACACCUGA
Marasmius oreades (fairy-ring Marasmius) is the source of this 630-nucleotide messenger RNA. RefSeq lists its product as uncharacterized. The record is from RefSeq and is a predicted model, not a curated record. Bases 1 to 630 code for a protein of 209 amino acids. The transcript has a single exon. NCBI's taxonomy places the organism in Eukaryota, Fungi, Basidiomycota, Agaricomycetes, Agaricales, Marasmiaceae.